Molecule: messenger RNA, 1500 nt
Organism: Gracilinanus agilis (Agile Gracile Mouse Opossum)
Lineage: Eukaryota; Metazoa; Chordata; Mammalia; Didelphimorphia; Didelphidae
Gene: CASTOR1
Product: cytosolic arginine sensor for mTORC1 subunit 1
Exons: 6
Biological process (GO): negative regulation of TORC1 signaling; cellular response to L-arginine
Cellular component (GO): cytosol
Molecular function (GO): arginine binding
Source: RefSeq, a predicted model, not a curated record
ACAAGUGGAUCCUCGGCCCCCCUCUGGCUGCAGGUUCGGGAGCAGGACCUGCCGGUGGUGAUCCAUACUCUGGCCCAAGAGUUUGCCAUCUACCGGGAGGUGGAUGGAGAGCCGGUGCCAGUGGCCUGCGAUGACGCCAGCAAUGGCUUCCACAAAGCCAAACUAGGACCCAGCCCCACUGUCCACCCCAUCCAGAGCCCCCAGAACAGAUUCUGCAUCCUCACGCUGGACCCCGACACCCUCCCUGCCAUCGCCACCACGCUCAUGGACGUCCUGUUCUACUCCCACAGCGCUUCCAAAGAGGGGGCUUCCGAUGACCCGGACCUCGACUCCAUCCCCUUCUUCGCCUUCUCGCGCAUCGAGGGCUAUAUCUCUAUCGUCAUGGACGCAGAGACCCAGAAGAAGUUCCCCAGUGACCUGCUGCUCACCAGCUCCUGCGGAGAACUCUGGAGAAUGGUUCGAAUCGGGGGACAGCCCCUGGGCUUUGAUGAGUGUGGCAUCGUGGCCCAGAUCGCUGGGCCCCUGGCCGCUGCCGACAUCUCCGCCUACUACAUCAGUACCUUCAACUUCGACCAUGCCCUGGUACCUGAGGAUGGCAUUGACAGUGUCAUCGAGGUCCUGCAGAAUCGUCAGGAGAGCUGCCGGUAGUGGCUGGAUGUGAACCGGAUCUCCCUGUGCCUCCACCAUCGUCCUCUUCUCUGGGGGGGCUCUGGCGGCCCCCAAGGCUAAACCAAAGCUUUCCAUGUAGUGUUUGCCCUGGGGAGUGGGGGCUGGGCUGGUGCCCCCUCUGUAUAGGUGUGUGCGGGGGAGACGCCCUCUGGUGCCACCUUUCACUCUUCAUUUUUAAGCAGUUGGUUUCCUGGUCCUGUUGCCCAAGCAGGUACCUAGGAGCCGGGGACAGGACAUCCCAGAGAGAUAGCCUGGAGCCUUCCCUCCCACCCUCUGGAACCUGGCUCGUUUCCUUGGCCUCCUUUUGGAGUUGGCCCAGCUCCUGGGGGUGGGGGUUAGGGAGGGCCCUCGCUCUAGGCCAAGGCUGGCUCCCCUCAGCUCUGCCCGCCUCGUGCCCUUCCCCGGAGGGCAGGAAAGCGAAGAGGCCUGGCCUCUGCGUACAAACGCACACACCACCCUCAUCUGUGCCUUAUUUGUGAAGCUGGGUGGGCACAUGUGUGCCCACAAACUGGAAUCCUGGUGCUGUGGAUGGCUUUGCUUGGGAAGCCCCAACCUUGACACUCCCCUGCCUCAGCCCCUGGGAAACGUCUUUGCACACUCCCCUCCAGGUGGGGCAGCGGCCCCUUCUCUGUCUUUUCUCCCCCUCUGACCUGCCCUGCUCUGGCCUCUUGGGAGGGAGCUGCAUCUGGAGAGUGGCGGCCGAUCCCCACGCCUGGCUCUCCUCUGGGUGUCCCGUGAUCUCUGCCCCAUCCCUGGGGAGGAGCCUCCAUUCUUACCUUGAGUGGUUUUAAAGAAAUCGCCUUCUCAUUAAAGCACUUUGCCAUCCCUGGA